Molecule: messenger RNA, 369 nt
Organism: Angiostrongylus costaricensis
Lineage: Eukaryota; Metazoa; Nematoda; Chromadorea; Rhabditida; Metastrongylidae
Source: the annotation of a GenBank genome assembly
AUGAUAUUUGACCCAUUUCUGGCGUUGUUUCCGUCACUGGCCGAUCAACCGGACGUUAUGGAUCAGUUGCGAUCCCUUUGGAAUGUUAAACUGAAAGUGAUGAGAAAUAAGCCCGAAUCGGAACAAGCUGCAUCGUUUUUCCAGUUAUUCAUGAAUACUGCAUACUGCGUACAUAACACUGCCCUCAUGCCACCAUAUCGAAUUUGGGACAUGAAAACACUAGAAAUUCGUCAUCAGUUGUUGAAAAAAUGUGAAGAUAUGCUACGUGAAUAUCGAACGUCAACACGUUUUCUUCUCACCGAACCCUGCCUUCCACUAAACGUUUAUGAUUACUCAUUCGAUCUUCUCGGACGUCAUGCACUGGACUGA